Drosophila teissieri is the source of this 1354-nucleotide messenger RNA. RefSeq lists its product as uncharacterized. NCBI's taxonomy places the organism in Eukaryota, Metazoa, Arthropoda, Insecta, Diptera, Drosophilidae. Gene Ontology annotation, biological process: regulation of synaptic transmission, cholinergic; sleep; positive regulation of voltage-gated potassium channel activity. The coding region runs from base 279 to 725 and encodes 148 amino acids. The record is from RefSeq and is a predicted model, not a curated record. The transcript is spliced from 3 exons.
UGGUGUCGCUCUCUUUGCUCUCUCGCGAAGUCACUCUGCUCGGCUCUCAGUUCGCAGUGAGCUGGCUUUUUGAAAAAUCAACGUUUUUCGAAAAGUCAAAUACGAGUUUUCAGAUUCACAUCGACGGUGCUCGCGUCCAGUUGUCCGUUCGCAUUAAUCAAGAAUAAUUGAAUUGUGUGCUGUAACUUCUUGUGACCGCAACGAGUUGUUUGGCUUUGAAUUAAAAAUAUCAAAGCAUCAGCGUUGAAAAUCUAGUAACUGCAACCAAAAACCGCAAAAUGGCAACCUCUAUGUUCAUCUAUGCCGUGUGCCUCGUAUUGGCUACCAAUUUGUUAUCAGUGAGUGCCAUCCGGUGUCACCAGUGCAACUCGCACGACAACGAGGACUGCGGUGGCCUGGUGGUGAACACGCCACGUGCCCAGAGGGACAACCAGUACCUGACGGACUGCAUCCCGCCCAGCGGCAAGGACGCCUUCUGCCGCAAGACGGUGAUCAAGUUCGAGCAGAACAACGAGCACCGGAUCGAGCGGAGCUGUGGCUACAUACCGGAGAAGAUCCAGAACGCCUGCUUCACCGCCGACAACGAGGGCUACAAGCAGAUCAUCUGCACCUGUCCCGAGGAGGGAUGCAAUGGAGCCACCUCCUUGCUGGGUGCCCGCCAGGUGGGCUACAGCCUGGUUGGCUCUGUGGUCAGUUUGGCACUGGCCAGCCUGCUGAGGCAUUAAGUCAUCGAUCAACUCAACUCCUGCAUCCUGUAUCCUGCAUUCUGCAUUCUGCAUCCAAAACACGUACCUUGUCCUAACUGGUUAAGCUAAGUCCUAAAUAUUUUGCACUAAGUUCUUUGCUGUUUGCCAUAUUUAGCUAUGUACACAUACCCCAUUUGUCGUGGCAGCAAUUUUGUGUUUAGUCUUGUACUCUGUAUUUGUAAUUAAUUACUAUAAAAAUAUAAGCAUCGUAUUUAAAAGAAAUCUUUGGAGUUUGACAUUUAUGCGUUACCAGGGGCCGAUUUUCUGAACUUGUCGCCAAUUGUAUAAAAUCGAAUAUUUCAUGGAAAAUGGAGAGGACUCGCCCACGCACGCCGUCUCGCUCGCACUUUCUUCGUCCUUUUCCUCGCUGCCAAAAUGUCUGCAGAAUUUGUUUUGUGGCCCAGAGUCAAAGUCACUGUCUACGCAGGCCAAAAAUAAUAGGGCAACUUUGUUAGUUUUAUUGUUGAGGAUGAGCAUGAAACCCUGACAUGUUGGCCCAUUAAGUCAAACACAAGAUUACACUGAAAAUGAAAGCGAGGGUCAUCCUUUUAAAUGUAUAAAAAUGAUUCCAGCGGAUGUGCAACAUAAAUAAAAUAAAACCGUGAAAA